ACGUUACUUAAUUCUUUUCCCGACAUCAAGAGGCUAAGGAGGUAAUUGGCAAUUUGUGCCCACAUAAUAUAAUCUUUCCUCGAUAGGUAAAUUCCUCGACAUAGCAAAAACAGUCGAGAUCCCUCCAUUGGGCGUCAGCACGUCUGGAGCUCGUCAGAUGUUAUAGCAGAAAAAGAAGAAGAGAAAUGUCUUUGCCUAGCCCAGCACGGACCAGACCAGACCGAACUGGAGAAGAAGCAAAUGUUUAUGAAUUUUCCGUCAGACAGGGACGUGACAGGUAGCGGCGGUUCCUUAUUGGGUCAUAUCCUCUGAAACGAACUCGCACGAUAUCGGUCCUCCACGAAUCUUUCUCGAUGACAAUUGCAUCGUCAACUUUUGCAGCAUUUUCGAAAGCCCUUUUUUAUAAACGGUCAACGGGCUUCCCCUCUGGGAACGGGUGGGAAGGAUGUUUCUUCGAAACUUCCCAAUGGUUGCGACGUUGUCUUCUGGGUUCUAGCUAAGCUCCCGGCUUUCAUCUUGGGUUUCGCCGACAGCAUUCUGUUUUCUUUUUUGCUUUCCCCAUUUCCCCCACCUCGUGGUUUGUAUUGAUCUUAAUUCGGGUUUUGGGCUGUGGCGUGUGGCCAGAAAAGACUCGAUCUUUAAGAAAAACCGAAUAAGUUCUUCCCCCUUUCGGGUGCGUUCUUUCUCUGUUUUGGGUUUGGAAUCGGUUUCUGAUGCUCGAUGCGGGGUUCCUGGUGACAUUUGACGCUGCCCAUCUUGGAAAGGCCUCGGCUUUUUCUACGAGGAUAAUAGAUUCUGGACUGAUUUUAGGUGCGACGUUGCAUGGUUGAACAUUUUGAUUGGUUAUUUAGAGAUUAGCUAUCUUGGUAAUGGACGUAGCAAGAGAGGAAACAAUCAGUUUUAGGGAUGCAGAAGAAAUGGAUCGAGAAACCUCUGCAGAUACGCCUCUUAGAGAGACCACCACCCUCUAUAGAACCCGUUAUCCGGGGCUGGAGGCAAAAAGGGCCUAUAUAUUUGAUGGGCAGGGGAGGUUUUAUAAUAAGGAGUGGGAUCUAGCUGAAGGAAGUGGCAAUGAAUUUUGUUGGUACCAUGUGGAACUCCCGAAAGGAAACCAGAAGCUGUCGCAAUCCGCGCAGUAUCUCAUUGAUGUUCUUUGCCCACCUUUGAAGCUGCAAGACAUUCUGUCGCUGGUGAGUAAUGGACCAUUUGCGGACACGUUGAUGGGGCGCUUGUUUUAGGGGAUUAACUCGCCUGGUCCACCAUCUAGCGACUUUACAUUCAGAAUUGCUGCUAGGGUUACGGAGAACUCGGUUAUUACUGUGUCUCUAGGUCGCGUGCCUCGUUUGGGGUUCUCAAGGAUGGGUGAAUCUCUUCUCUCGGAAAUUCCUAGCAUAGAAAAUCCCUCUCUCGCCAGAGAUGAGCAGAAGGAAAGGGAGUGGAUUGUGAUAAAGGAGCAUGUCCUCGAGUUCUUGUUAACAAUGAAUCACUCUGAGGAGGCUGAUAACCCAGUGCCAAAAUCCGUCUCGAAUCUCCUUAUUCACAUUCUGAUACGCAUGUGGAUCAAUUGCAAAGACGUUGUAACCAAACUCGAGAUAGACCUGGAUUCAGUGGAGCUCGAAUUGGAUAAAGGUGGUUCUGCUUUGAAGAAACAAAUGCUGGAUAAUAGGAGAUUUCCAAAAAUGCAUCUUGAUUUGCAGCGGCUCUUGCAGGUGAUCGCCCAUGGUGAGCAGGUAUUCCCCCGUGUGAAAGAAAAAUGUUCUUCGAAAGUGUGGUUUGCCAGCGAAGAUAUCGGCUCUCUUGAAGAGUUAAUUGGACGUCUGAGAAGACUAAAGGAGAACGUGGGAUUCAUAGCAAACCGCGUGACGGCUGUCCAAGCUGGUCUAGAUAGCUGGCAGGCUGAGCAGAUAAAUAGGAAGCUAUAUUAUCUAUCAUUCCUUUCCAUAAUAUUCCUUCCCCUAUCAAUCAUCACUGGAGUUUUUGGCAUGAACGUGGGAGGAGUUCCAUGGACAGAUCAAAGGAACCCAGCAUUGAAGGACGGGUUCCGCAAUGUGAUGUUGCUUUGUGCGGGAUUGCUAUUUCUCGCGCUUCUCUGCUUCGUUUUCCCUGCUUUGUAUAAACGCUUGACCGAAUGGCAGAGUAAGAGGGUGAUGCAGAGAAGUUGGUCCCUCAACAGGAAGUCGUUUCUCAAGAGAACCCACAGGCACGACGAAAGAGGAGGUUAUUUGAGAAUAUGAAAGGAAGUUUCGAGCGGCGCUGCUAUAUAUAAGGCGGUACAUAUUUGUCUAUACUUGGCAAAAAGUUUUCCUCUCUCUGUUUGUAAUUGCCAGUUUUCAUCAUUUUCUGUUCUAUCAUUUCUCUCAUUAGUUUUCCUGGGAUGGGUUCUCAAACAUGGUACAAACAACACGGAAAGUCCCUCCUUAGUUGCUCUCUACACCCUUUUAGUGAAGUUUUAGGUCUAUUGAAUCAUUUCUUUAAUUGAGUUUUUCCCCCCUUCUUGUGGAGAAAUUUGACCUAUUGGUUGUAUCCUUGUUGACAGAUUGUACAGUGUCUCCUUUUCCCAUAAAUGUACUUCAAUUUUUUUUCCCUGGUAAGGAAAUUGGGUUGUAUUGC
This is a messenger RNA of Eucalyptus grandis, 2610 nucleotides long. RefSeq lists its product as hypothetical. Gene Ontology annotation, biological process: transmembrane transport; metal ion transport. NCBI's taxonomy places the organism in Eukaryota, Viridiplantae, Streptophyta, Magnoliopsida, Myrtales, Myrtaceae. The record is from RefSeq and is a predicted model, not a curated record. Gene Ontology annotation, molecular function: metal ion transmembrane transporter activity. Gene Ontology annotation, cellular component: membrane.